Messenger RNA from Limulus polyphemus (Atlantic horseshoe crab), 2661 nucleotides. Its product is annotated as probable nuclear hormone receptor HR38. The record is from RefSeq and is a predicted model, not a curated record. Bases 454 to 2325 code for a protein of 623 amino acids. NCBI's taxonomy places the organism in Eukaryota, Metazoa, Arthropoda, Merostomata, Xiphosura, Limulidae. Gene Ontology annotation, molecular function: nuclear glucocorticoid receptor binding; zinc ion binding; DNA-binding transcription factor activity, RNA polymerase II-specific. Gene Ontology annotation, cellular component: nucleus; transcription regulator complex. Gene Ontology annotation, biological process: cellular response to corticotropin-releasing hormone stimulus; regulation of transcription by RNA polymerase II. The transcript is spliced from 10 exons.
UCGCUAUUCGAAAAUUAUGUUCAGAAUGUGUUCGGAAAAGGGAAGAAAGCAGAAGAACUAAUGAAGAAGACAUCCAAAGCAGCAAUUGCAUCCAGCAUGCAUUUAAUAAUUUGACUGGUCAUUUAUCAGUGAAGUCGCAUCUUGUACAUCAGGGGUCGCCACCAGAGCAGUGAUGCUCGGACCAGAUAACUGCCUUGUGGAAUACGUUGCUGUCAGUAUCAGUAAUUGUGGCGAUCCGGGGUGUUUUACAAGUAUUCAAGAUAGCAUUUGAUGAUUUCCUGAAGAAUAAAUGUUCCGACUGUUCGAAGUACUGGAGCAGACAAAACAGACCUCCUUACAACAAGUUCAAUAUCACAAGGUGAAACAAUUAUAGUAACUCCCCAAGAUCCAGUGGGUUCGUCUACCAAAAGAACCACCUCUGAAGAAAUAGUGAAAUCAUCUGAACACUUCACUAUGCUGCUAAUUCGUCAGUCUCAGGGCAAUUCUUUUACUUUGCCCAGCAGCACCUUGGGUCCAGAGUACAGCAUGCCAUUUUCCGAGAAGAGUUUCAGCGACGAAGCGUGCAAUCUUCCAGCCUUGGAUGUCGAUGAAACUGUGGAGCUCCUGCCUGAAAGUUCUCCACUUUCCUCGACGUCUUUGCCUAACUCCACGGAUGGAUUCGCUAUAAUGUUUACUGGUGCGGGCACCCUCCCCAGCUUUCAAGAAACGUACUCUCCAAGGUAUCGACGUGAUGCGAACCAGUCGCAAGUCUUCUCCUUCAAGUCUGAAGAUGUACUGUCGCGACAGCUAGAGCCCCCAGCCGUGACAGAGAGUCUUUCAGCUUCGUUAGUUAGUCUACAAUCCCUAAGUUCAUCCUUUCCAUUCCAGUCUUCACAACUUUACAGGACAGAGAUGUCUUCUCCAGGCAUUCCACUUUCACAGCCACUAUCGGUUUCCUACUUAUCUUCCUGCUAUUCUAGCCCAUUGGUAACAGUGCAAUCAACAACUUUCUCACAGGCGAUGUAUCAGGAACCCAUGGAAAUCCCAUCCUCCUCUAAUUUCGAAGAACCCUCUAUUUUCCCUGCAAUGUUACCAGUACCAUCACUAUCUGAGAGUCCUACGUUUAAUUUACAGACUAACAAUUCUCCUUUAGAAAUUUAUCUUCCAGCAGAAGAUCUAGAAACAUCUUCAUCAACUAAUGUACUUUCUAAGAAACCAAGGCAACUUUCGGUGACUAUUUCUAGUUCACUGACAUCUCAACCAAGUGAACCAUACAGCCUUUACGUCCAGUCUUGCCCAUCCAAAAUCAUAACCAGAAACCUUAGCCCUUCCACAUCUCGGUUCUGCGCUGUGUGUGGGGACAAUGCAAUUUGCCAACAUUACGGAGUUCGGACUUGCGAGGGAUGCAAGGGAUUUUUCAAGCGUACUGUCCAAAAGGGAGCAAAAUAUGUUUGCCUAGGAAACAAAGAUUGUCCAGUAGACAAGAGACGCCGAAACAGAUGUCAGUUUUGUCGAUUUCAGAAGUGUUUAGCUGUUGGAAUGGUUAAAGAAGUGGUCAGAUCGGACAGCUUGAAGGGACGGCGUGGUCGUUUACCAUCUAAACCCAACAUACAACAGGAGUCACCACCAUCUCCUCCUGUCAGCUUGAUUACGUCACUAGUUCGUGCUCUUGUGGACACAACCCCUGAUGUUGCCAGUCUUGACUACUCUCAGUUUAGGGAAGUGUUAGCUGGUGAAAACCCACUUACAGAAGCUGAACAAGUACAGCAGUUUUUUAGUGUGAUGACAUCAUCUUUGGAGAUUACUCGUAUUUUUGCCGAGAAAGUUCCCGGCUUCUUGGAACUAAGCAUUGAAGAUCAACAACUUCUGUUUCAAGCCGCCAGUCUUGAGCUUUUUGUUAUUAGACUGUCAUAUCGGUUGGAUGAACGUAGCCUAACAUUCUGUAACGGCCUGGUUCUUCACAAGGAACAAUGUCGCCGUGCCUUUGGUGACUGGCUAGACGCUAUUGUUGACUUUUCUCGUGCUCUGCACAGUCUUAAUAUAGACAUAUCUACCUUAGCCUGUCUCUGUGCCAUGAUCUUGAUAACGGAGAGACAUGGAUUAAAGGAUUCUCAGAAAGUUGACUUGCUACAAAUGAAGAUUGUUGGCGCCUUGCGUAAGCAUGUGACCUACAGGAGUGAAUUUCAGAAGAAAACGAACUACUUCUCUCGUAUUCUAGCCAAGCUUCCUGACCUUCGUUCAUUAAGUGUUCAAGGUCUUCACAGAUUAUUCCACUUAAAACUAGAAAAUCUCGCGCCUUUACCGCCUUUUAUUGAUAGUUUAUUUGAGUCAAAGGUUCCUUUUUGAAGUUAACGUUUAUAUAUUUCUUUCAGUUUUUGCCCUUUGUAAAAGGAUCUUUAGCUAUUAUUUGGAGCAGGAAUACUAGUAAAAAACACGCCUUAGGAAUAAGUUGAUUUCGUUAAACCGUCUAACAAGUGUUCUGCAAAUAUCAAACUGAAACCCUAAAAGAAAGAUAUAUUUCUGAUCAAAUAAUGUAAAACUAAUCAAACAUAAUGCUUUUAUAAACUUUUCUUACAGUUUUUUACUUGUGCAAGGUUGCAAUAGGUGUACAAUCGGGAAACGUUUCGGUCAUCAAAUUCAAUAUGACAAUUCAGUAGCAAAUGUAUUUACAUUUUUAAUUCA